CCCGCCCGGCGCCCCUGGCAGGGGUGUCUUGUGUCCCCCUACCUCCAGGCCUCGCUGGUGCCCACGGACAGGUGUCAGCUCGGCUCUCAAGCAGCAGAGAGACAUUGAGUCCGGACGAGGCAAGGACGGUUUGCCAGAAGUCUUAUCACCUGAUCACCUAGGAAGAGAAGUUCUAAAGCAAUAAGAAGAAAGCAUUUCAAUUGGGGACACCUAUUGCAGCUGGAAAUGGGGAAUGGACUGUCAGACCAGACUUCUAUCCUGUCCAGCUUGCCUUCAUUUCAGUCCUUCCACAUUGUUAUUCUGGGUUUGGACUGUGCUGGAAAGACAACUGUUUUAUACAGGCUGCAGUUCAAUGAAUUUGUAAAUACUGUACCUACCAAAGGAUUUAACACUGAGAAAAUUAAGGUAACCUUAGGAAAUUCUAAAACAGUCACUUUUCACUUCUGGGAUGUAGGUGGUCAGGAGAAAUUAAGGCCACUGUGGAAGUCAUAUACCAGAUGCACAGAUGGCAUUGUGUUUGUUGUGGACUCUGUUGAUGUCGAAAGGAUGGAAGAAGCCAAAACUGAACUUCAUAAAAUAACUAGGAUAUCAGAAAAUCAGGGAGUCCCUGUACUUAUAGUUGCUAACAAACAAGACUUGAGAAACUCGUUGUCUCUCUCAGAAAUUGAGAAAUUGUUAGCAAUGGGUGAACUGAGUUCAUCAACUCCUUGGCAUUUGCAGCCGACCUGUGCAAUCAUAGGAGAUGGACUAAAGGAAGGACUUGAGAAACUACAUGAUAUGAUAAUUAAAAGAAGAAAAAUGUUGCGACAACAGAAAAAGAAAAGAUGAAUAUCAGCCUUUUAUAUCUGUGGAGUAGGUUUUCUCUGGUUUGAUUUUGACAAAUCGAAGAGUGUCUACAGUCUGGUUUGCCUGUCUGCCCUCCUGGAUGCUAUUAAAGCUUUGUUUUGUUGAACAAUCAGAUGCUCAACGCUGUUGCCUUGUGGAAGAUGAGUAAAUGCAGUGCUUCUUAAAGUGGUCUUUUCUCCCUGACCUACAAAUCUUUUGGUACUACCAUUUUGGGAAGCCAAGCAAGGAUAAUAAAUUGACCAGAGCACAGUUGUGGAAAUUUGACCUGAAGUUAGUGAAAUAAAACUUUGAAGAGU
Messenger RNA from Otolemur garnettii (small-eared galago), 1142 nucleotides. It is a transcript of the gene ARL4A, whose product is annotated as ADP ribosylation factor like GTPase 4A. NCBI's taxonomy places the organism in Eukaryota, Metazoa, Chordata, Mammalia, Primates, Galagidae. Gene Ontology annotation, cellular component: cytoplasm. Gene Ontology annotation, molecular function: GTPase activity; GTP binding. Gene Ontology annotation, biological process: vesicle-mediated transport; intracellular protein transport. The transcript is spliced from 2 exons. The coding region runs from base 226 to 828 and encodes 200 amino acids. The record is from RefSeq and is a predicted model, not a curated record.